Messenger RNA from Chironomus riparius, 393 nucleotides. Lineage: Eukaryota; Metazoa; Arthropoda; Insecta; Diptera; Chironomidae. The record is from the annotation of a GenBank genome assembly.
GUCACUCAGUCACGUUUGUAAACAAACCUGUAAUAAUUUUAUUAAAUAUAUUUAAUAAAACCAAGAAAAAUGGCACAAGGAAAGAACAAAACAAAGGCUAAGCUUCCAGAUAAUGUUAAGCAUAAGACUUUCAACAAGACAAACAAGCAGAACUCAGCUUUCCAAAAGAGAAAGAGUGCUCCUGCUAAACAGAAGUUAAAGGAUAAGCAAAAGAUCCAGGAAGCAAUUACAAAAUCAGUCAACAGAAAAAAUGAAGAUGAAAUGAGAAGUCGAUCAGUGUCACAUAAACCAAAUUUGAGUAGUGCUCAAAAGGCUGUUGCUAAUCAUCAUGAUAAGGCUAAUAAAUCUGUAAAUGAAAUAAUGGAAGCUGAAUAAAACUGAUCUUUUAUAGAA